UGCCCAAGCUCGUCUUGAACUGAGCUCAAGCAAUCCUCCUGCCUGGAAAUUACCUCUUUUAUACUUAAGGCAAAGCUGAAGGCAGGGCCUCCUAGCCCAAGAUGGCCAGCAGGAAGGAAGUGGCUCUUGCACCUUUGGAGCGAGGCCCAAGUCCUCGCCCAGCAGCCCAGGGGCGUCUACCCGCAGCUGCCUCUCGGCUUACCUCAAGCGCAUCAGGUUACGCAGGCAUGGAGGCCCCACGUGUCACUGCAUCUAUGGUUGACAGGUUGUGAAAGAGAGAGGUCACAUGUUCCUCAGGACUCUAUGGUUCUCGCGCGAGUAGGAGCAACGCACGUAAGACGCGCGCAAGCGCAGUUCGGGGAGCACGCUUUUACUUCAACGCACUGCCGAGGUUCCUGCGUUGCCAUGGGCCGCCGUCCAGCUCGUUGUUAUCGGUAUUGUAAGAACAAGCCAUACCCCAAAUCUCGUUUCUGCCGGGGGGUUCCUGAUGCCAAGAUCCGCAUCUUUGACCUGGGUCGAAAGAAAGCAAAAGUGGAUGAGUUCCCACUCUGUGGCCACAUGGUGUCUGAUGAAUAUGAGCAGCUGUCUUCUGAAGCCCUGGAGGCCGCCCGUAUUUGUGCCAACAAGUACAUGGUGAAAAGUUGUGGCAGAGAUGGCUUUCACAUCCGAGUGCGGCUCCAUCCCUUCCAUGUCAUCCGUAUCAACAAGAUGUUGUCCUGUGCUGGGGCUGACAGGCUCCAGACAGGUAUGAGAGGUGCCUUUGGAAAACCCCAGGGUACGGUGGCCCGGGUCCACAUUGGUCAAGUCAUCAUGUCCAUCCGCACCAAGCUUCAGAACAAGGAGCACGUGAUUGAAGCCUUGCGCAGGGCCAAGUUCAAGUUCCCUGGACGCCAGAAGAUCCAUAUCUCCAAGAAGUGGGGCUUCACCAAGUUUAAUGCUGACGAAUUUGAAGACAAGGUGGCCAAAAAGCACAUCAUCCCUGAUGGUUGUGGAGUCAAGUAUGUUCCCAAUCGCGGCCCCUUGGACAAGUGGCGGGUUCUACACUCAUGAAGGCUCUGAUAGCACUGUCUCCUUGGGCAAUGCCAGUUUGACUUUGCUUACUAAUAAAUUCUGUUUACUGGGAAA
This is a messenger RNA of Sapajus apella (tufted capuchin), 1125 nucleotides long. It is a transcript of the gene RPL10L, whose product is annotated as ribosomal protein L10 like. The transcript has a single exon. The record is from RefSeq and is a predicted model, not a curated record. NCBI's taxonomy places the organism in Eukaryota, Metazoa, Chordata, Mammalia, Primates, Cebidae. Gene Ontology annotation, biological process: translation; ribosomal large subunit assembly. Gene Ontology annotation, molecular function: structural constituent of ribosome. Gene Ontology annotation, cellular component: ribosome; cytosolic large ribosomal subunit. Bases 304 to 1050 code for a protein of 248 amino acids.